AUGUCCAACUUUGAAGCUAAGAACUUCUACAAGGUUUACCUCACCACACACAGCCUUCGCUCCAUGCUCAUCCCAGCUACUGCUGUCGCCUGUCCAUUGACGCCUGCAACAGCCACCCUUAGAAAUUGUAAUGGUCAGUGCUGGCAAGUGGACCUAGUCAAAUGUGAUAACAAGAUGUAUUUUCGUAAGGGCUGGAGAAGAUUCAUCGAUGAAAACUCUGUAGUGGAUGGGAAUUUUUUAAUUUUCAAUUAUGUCGGUGGUUGUGUGUUCGAUGUGAAGAUAUAUGAGUUUGAUGCUUGUGAGAAGAGCAUACCUUAUGUGGUGUCGGAAGAAUCAGAAUCAGAAUCAGAAUCAGAAGAUGAUGGUAGUGAUAGUGAUGAUGCUAUGAACGAUGAAGGAGCUGAUUCUAUGGAGGUUGAGGAUGAGGAGAUCCAUCCAGAAGAUUAUGUUCAACAUUUGAAUCCUUAUUUUGUGGCGAAGACCACAAAGUCUUCACAGAGGAUGAACGAACUGUAUAUUCCAACUGGUAUAGCCAAAGAUUUUGGAGUGAGUUUAGAAGACGGGGAGAAAAUUACACUUGUUGGCCUAUACAACCGGAAAAGCAUUGGGAAGGUUGUGAAAUGGAAGGACCAACGAACGUGCAUAAAGGGGUGGAGAAGUGUGUUGAAUCGAAACAAAGUCAAUCUGGAGCGUGACACCUGCAUUUGUGAAUUCCUGCUCGAAAACGGACAACAAGCUGAAAUGGGUGUGCAAACUAAGUCCAUCCAAGUUCAUGUUAUCAGUCGCAGGAAACCUUCCGAGUCGGGGAUAAAGGCUAGCAAGAAGCAAAAGCAAAAGUGAAAACAUAUUUAGACAUGGGUAGAUGUAUUAGGACGUGGUUUAUAGUUGAGGUGUAAAGGUUUAAUGCUUUCGAAAAUGAAUAUUAAGGAUUGCCCUCUCUGGUCAAUUAUUCAGGA
Messenger RNA from Gossypium raimondii (Peruvian cotton), 956 nucleotides. RefSeq names its product B3 domain-containing protein REM20. NCBI's taxonomy places the organism in Eukaryota, Viridiplantae, Streptophyta, Magnoliopsida, Malvales, Malvaceae. The record is from RefSeq and is a predicted model, not a curated record. Gene Ontology annotation, molecular function: DNA binding. The transcript is spliced from 3 exons. Bases 1 to 840 code for a protein of 279 amino acids.